Messenger RNA from Acomys russatus (golden spiny mouse), 1801 nucleotides. It is a transcript of the gene Vstm2b, whose product is annotated as V-set and transmembrane domain containing 2B. The transcript is spliced from 5 exons. Lineage: Eukaryota; Metazoa; Chordata; Mammalia; Rodentia; Muridae. Bases 148 to 1017 code for a protein of 289 amino acids. The record is from RefSeq and is a predicted model, not a curated record.
GGCAGCGGCCAGGGGAGGGGGCGCCGUGCGAGGCCAUGGCAGGCUCGGAGGAGUCCUAGCCCGAGCUGGAGCCGGAUCCGAGCCCACGCUGCUGCCGCCGUCGCCUCUCCGCGCCGGGCCCCCGCAGCCGCCGCAACCCUGCGGGAGAUGGACCAGCGGAACCGGCUCGGCGCCCUCGGAUACCUGCCGCCUCUGCUGCUGCACGGCCUGCUGCUCGUCGUCGCCGACGCAACAUUCACCGAAGUCCCUAAAGAUGUAACGGUGCGGGAGGGAGACGAUAUCGAAAUGCCCUGCGCAUUCCGGGCCAGCGGAGCCACCUCGUACUCUCUGGAGAUUCAGUGGUGGUACCUCAAGGAACCUCCUCGGGAGCUGUUACACGAGCUGGCGCUCAGUGUGCCCGGUGCCCGGAGCAAGGUAACAAAUAAGGAUGCAACUAAAAUCAGCACCGUGCGAGUCCAGGGCAAUGACAUCUCACACCGGCUUCGGCUGUCUGCCGUGCGCUUGCAAGAUGAAGGGGUGUAUGAGUGUCGCGUUUCGGACUACAGCGAUGAUGACACUCAGGAGCACAAGGCCCAGGCGUUGCUGCGGGUAUUGUCGCGCUUCGCACCGCCCAACAUGCAGGCUGCAGAGGCGGUGUCCCACAUCCAGAGCAGCGGCCCGCGUCGCCACGGAGCCCCCAGCGCUGUCGGCUCCAACAACGCAGCCACCUCAGUCCGCACCACCUCGGAACCCAGCCUUGGCGACAAGAACCCACCUCUUGGGAGUCCUCCCACUGGAUCAGGCGUCCCUGAGGCUGCUCCCGCUGCAGCAGCCGCUGCCUCCGCGACCCACAUAGCCACCACAACCGUCCCAGCAGCUGUUGCUGCUUCUUCUUCAGCAUCACCUCCAUUCGGCCAGGCUGUCCUUCUGCGCCAGAGGCAGGGCUCCGGUACUGGCCCUGGCUACAGCACAGACCCUCUGCUGUCUCUGCUCUUGUUAGUGCUACAUAAGUUACUGCACCCACUUCUAGGGCACUGACAGACGUAAAACCUCAGAGGCACCCCAGGAGGACACCUUGCCAUAUGGACACAGGGACCGAGGGAAGCAUGAAGAAGUCCAUGCAAAAAUAAAUAAAUCAUAUUUUUGGGGAAGUAACACAAAUCUAGAAGACUUAAAAUAAUGCAUCAUGUUUCCAAAUAGGAUGGAGUGCAGGCCGUGCGGUGUGCAUGGGGCGCCGAGUUCUUCACGGCAAUGUAUUUUUCUUUACUUCACAUUCCCUCUGAAUCUUCAUUUUGCACGAACUGUUGAGCAGGUACCUUGAGGAUAAUAUGUAAAAAUGUUGGGUCAAAUCCUUUCUGACAAAGUAAAAUAUUUUUAGGAGAUUAUUGUGUUUAGAAUUUUUUUGAAUUUACAUUUUCUUUGGGGGCUUUCCCUUUUUUAUUAAAUUAUUUCUUUGGAGACAUUUUGAUUAAAAAGAAACAUCAUAAUUAAAACUCAAUGUCAAUAAUAUUUAUUUUUAAAUAAAGAUUGGAAACAAGGAUAUACAGUUGUUUCUAAACUGUAGUAUAUACUGCUGAAUAAUAGUUUAAUUUUUUAAAAAAGCCUUUAAAUAGACUUUGUACAACCAUAUAUGACUGUCAAGCUUCAGUGCCAGCUGCAGCCAGACACUGUAAUGUCCUCUUCUCAGAUACCAGCUGAAUGUCCCCUGGCAUAGAAGGCAAUUCCAGGACACCAGGCUAGGCCACAGUGAGCAGACAGGAAUACCUGCCCAGUCUGCUAAGGGACAGUGGACUUCAUAGAGGCAAGGAUGAAUGCUGAAAAA